AUGUCGUUUCGAUCAAUCUUCGACGCGGGUGAGCUGAAAUCAGAACUGGAAAAGUCCGGGGUCAAGCCCAGCUUCAUCCCCUACAUAUGGAAGCAGGUGAUCCAAAACCCCGACGCCCAAUUGGACCAAAUUCCGUCUUUACCCUCCGCCGCGUACCCUCUUCUAACCUCAAAGUUCAAAACCCUAACCUCCUGUGUCCACUCGGCCAUGGAUUCCUCAGACCAACUCACCACCAAGCUCCUUAUAAAGCUACAGAAUGGGGCUCUUGUGGAGGCUGUGAUUAUGAGGUACGAUACCCGCUUGGGAAAGUACAAUGGGAAGCCCCGCCCUGGUGGAAUGAGGUCCACCUUGUGCGUAUCAUCUCAGGUUGGUUGCAAAAUGGGUUGCACAUUCUGUGCCACUGGGAGUAUGGGGUUUAAGAGCAAUCUGACCUCGGGGGAGAUUGUGGAGCAACUGGUUCAUGCUUCUCGUAUUUCGCCUAUACGCAAUGUUGUUUUCAUGGGAAUGGGGGAACCAUUGAAUAACUAUGGUGCCUUAGUGGAAGCGAUUCAUGUCAUGACUGGACCGCCAUUUCAUUUGUCGCCAAAGAAAAUUACUGUGUCCACGGUUGGCAUUAUUCAUGCUAUCAAAAAGCUUCAUAUUGACCUUCCAGGACUGAAUUUAGCAGUUUCACUGCAUGCACCUGUACAAGAAAUUCGUUGUCAGAUAAUGCCUGCAGCUCGAGCUUUUCCUUUAGUAAAGCUUAUGGAUGCACUACAAGAAUAUCAAAAGAACACUCAGCAAAAAAUCUUCAUUGAGUACAUAAUGCUUGAUGGAGUGAAUGAUGAAGAGCAAAAUGCACACCAGCUCGGGAAAUUGCUAGAGACAUUUCAAGUGGUGGUUAAUCUAAUACCCUUUAAUCCAAUUGGUGAUCUGAGUAAGUUCAGCACCAGUAACGAAGAGAAAGUAUCGAGUUUCCAGAAAAUCUUACGAGGUACUUAUGGCAUCCGAACAACAGUUCGUAAGGAAAUGGGUCAGGACAUAAGUGGAGCAUGUGGGCAGUUGGUUGUGAACAAGAGGUCAAUUGAGAACACAGUUCUCUUAACUGAUAUAGAAGAUCUUCAGGUCAGAUAG
Prunus armeniaca (apricot) is the source of this 1113-nucleotide messenger RNA. Lineage: Eukaryota; Viridiplantae; Streptophyta; Magnoliopsida; Rosales; Rosaceae. The record is from the annotation of a GenBank genome assembly.